Molecule: messenger RNA, 1527 nt
Organism: Balearica regulorum gibbericeps (East African grey crowned-crane)
Lineage: Eukaryota; Metazoa; Chordata; Aves; Gruiformes; Gruidae
Source: RefSeq, a predicted model, not a curated record
GUGAUUCACUGGAACUCACCAAAAAAGCUGCGAGUGAAAAACAAGCAUGUGGAGUUUUUCCGCAACCUCUACCUGACAUUCCUGGAAUAUGAUGGGAAUUUGCUGAGACGGGAACUCUUUGGCUGCCCCAGUGAGGCAGACGUUAACAGUGAAAAUCUCCAGAAACAGCUGUCUGAGCUGGACGAGGAUGACUUAUGCUAUGAAUUUCGUCGAGAACGUUUCACCGUCCAUCGCACUCAUUUGUAUUUUCUACAUUACGAAUAUGAGCCUGCUUCAGACAAUACCGACGUAACGCUGGUGGCUCAACUUUCAAUGGAUAGGCUCCAGAUGCUUGAAGCCAUCUGCAAACAUUGGGAAGGUCCAAUCAGCCUGGCACUCUAUCUUUCUGAUGCAGAAGCCCAGCAAUUUCUGCGCUACGCCCAGGGCUCAGAAGUACUCAUGAGCCGCCACAAUGUCGGCUACCAUAUCGUGUACAAGGAGGGCCAGUUCUACCCUGUGAAUCUGCUAAGGAACGUGGCCAUGAAGCAUAUCAGCACACCAUACAUGUUUCUGUCUGACAUUGACUUCUUGCCCAUGUAUGGACUCUACGAGUACCUCAGGAAGUCCGUCAUCCAGCUAGACCUGGCUAACACCAAGAAAGCUCUGAUCGUACCUGCUUUUGAGACCUUACGCUACCGCCUCUCCUUCCCCAAGUCAAAAGCAGAGCUGCUAUCUAUGUUGGACAUGGGAACCCUCUUCACAUUCAGGUAUCACGUCUGGACGAAAGGGCAUGCGCCAACGAACUUUGCCAAGUGGCGAACAGCCACCACCCCCUACCGCGUUGAGUGGGAAGCAGACUUUGAGCCAUACGUUGUUGUGAGGAAGGACUGCCCGGAGUAUGACAGGCGGUUUGUUGGAUUUGGCUGGAACAAAGUAGCUCACAUCAUGGAACUGGAUGCACAGGAGUACGAGUUCACGGUGCUGCCCAAUGCCUACAUGAUCCACAUGCCGCACGCCCCCAGCUUCGACAUCACCAAGUUUCGCUCCAACAAGCAAUACCGCAUCUGUCUCAAGACCCUGAAGGAGGAGUUCCAGCAGGAUAUGUCGCGCCACUACGGCUUUGCAGCCCUCAAAUAUCUCACGGCAGAGAACAACAGCUAGCACAAUGGAGCCCGUGUGUGGGAAACAGGGACACUGGAGAGACAAGCCACUCAACGUUUGGGGCCCAGUCUUCAAACUCCAAACUGAGAAAUACUUUCUGUUUUUAUAUCAUACCCGGCAGUUCUAACAGUAGAAAUUUGAAGUGACAUGUCUUCAGACUAUGCUCAUUCAUCCCUUCCCCAACUACCCCAGGCCUUUCAGCUUUAGCAUUCGUGAGGUGUCAAUGAGAGGGGCUGGCCAUGCGCCCGCCAUGCCGCCGGAGGUGGGGACUGGGCAGGGGCUGGGAAUGCACUCUGCUCUCCUGACUGCAGAGCAAAGACAGACCUUCAGAAUAUAGGAUUUCAUGUUGCUAUUUAAUAAUUUGACAUGCUUUUUAUCUGUAAAGGA